UUCUAUCCAAGCUAUAUUUGCAACCAAGCUUUAGGUUGCAGUUUUAAAGCUCCCAGUAUGGACUACCCUCUUCUACCCGUUUUUACGAUACUCAAUCUUGUAUUGGUUGCAACUCAUGCUGCUUUACCUCCUGAACUUUACUGGAAGUCAGUGCUUCCUACCACGCCAAUGCCAAAAGCCAUAACUGAUAUCCUCCACCCUGGUUGGAUGGAAGACAAAAGCACAAAUGUGGGUGUAGGGAAAGGAGUUUCUGUAAAUGCAGGCCAUAAGAGAAAGGGGAAGCCUGCAACUGUUGUAGUUGGUCCACACUCACCUUUUGCUUACAACUAUGCUGCCACUGAGACUCAAUUACAUGAUGACCCUAGAGCAGCAUUAUUCUUCUUGGAAAAAGACUUGCACCCUGGAACAAAAAUGGACUUAAACUUCAUUAGAAGUUCAAAUGUAGCCACAUUCUUGCCUCGACAAGUUGCGUCUGCAACACCGUUUUCAUCCGAAAAGUUGAGUCAUAUCUUUAAUAAGUUUUCUGUCAAACCUGAGUCAGAGGAGGCUCAUGUCAUGAAGAAUACUAUUGAGGAGUGUGAAGACGCAGCCAUUCAAGGCGAAGAAAAAUAUUGUGCAACCUCGCUUGAAUCCAUGGUUGAUUUUAGCAUUUCGAAGCUUGGGAAAAGAGUUAAGGUUGUGUCUACUACGGUGGUAGACAACAAGAGUGCAGGGUUAAAGAAAUACACACUAAAAUCAGGAUUAAUGAAGCUAACUGCAGAGGAUAAGGCUGUUGUGUGUCACAAACAAAAUUAUCCAUAUGCUAUAUUUUAUUGUCACAAAACAGAGAGCACAAGAGCUUAUUUUGUUCCUUUGGAGGCCGAUAACGGGACUAGAGUUAAAGCCGACGCUGUAGUGAUAUGCCACACAGAUACAUCAAAAUGGAACCCCGAACACAUUGCCUUUCAAGUGCUCAAAAUUAAGCCAGGAACCCUUUCGGUCUGCCACUUUCUUCCUGUGGAUCACAUUGUUUGGGUUCCAGAGUAAUUAGUACUAUAUUUUACUGGCACCAAUCCUUUUACCCCGUCCUUGAAUAAUUUGCACUGCUUUGUUGCAUAUUUUUAUUGUUUGUUCAUAUGUAUUUUUACCAUGAUGUGUUAUGUAUGUAUAUUUUGAAUGUUA
This is a messenger RNA of Medicago truncatula (barrel medic), 1161 nucleotides long. RefSeq names its product BURP domain protein RD22. The transcript has 3 exons. NCBI's taxonomy places the organism in Eukaryota, Viridiplantae, Streptophyta, Magnoliopsida, Fabales, Fabaceae. The coding region runs from base 58 to 1026 and encodes 322 amino acids. The record is from RefSeq and is a predicted model, not a curated record.